Messenger RNA from Calidris pugnax (ruff), 508 nucleotides. RefSeq names its product antimicrobial peptide THP2-like. Gene Ontology annotation, biological process: defense response. Gene Ontology annotation, cellular component: extracellular region. The record is from RefSeq and is a predicted model, not a curated record. NCBI's taxonomy places the organism in Eukaryota, Metazoa, Chordata, Aves, Charadriiformes, Scolopacidae.
CACAGCCAAAACCCUCUGGAGGGAAGGGACCAAGAGCAGCUCCUGUUUGGCGUCUGAGCUCACCUCAUACCUGUGACACAGCAAAUCCAUAGUCAUGAAGAUCCUUUACCUGCUCUUUUCUCUCCUCUUCUUGGCACUCCAGGUUUCUCCAGGUUUGUCUUCACCCCAGCGGGACAUGUUUUUCUGUAGAAAAGGGUCCUGCCACUAUGGAAGGUGUCCCAUCCAUCUGAUUAAAGUUGGAAGAUGCUUUGGGUUUCGCUCCUGCUGCAAAGCGUAAGCCAUGGGAUGUAUGAGAACUUCACGGAUUGUCCAUUCGAGAGCGAUGAACGUUUCUUCUAAACCUAGGAAUCUGCUUGAACCCCCCUUAUUGCUAAAACCACUAGAUUCUGUUACAAAGCCUCAUUCACCUUUUGUUUUUAAUGCAAAAAGCUUGAUGGUGUAGAGUAAAUCCAAAUGCAUUCUAGACUGCUUUCUCUCUUUUUGAAUAAAUUGCUGCUUUGCAUUUGCA